GCCGAGGUUCCGGGACGCGAGGAGCACCCCCACCCCCACACCCCACCGCUCCCUUCUCCUGGUGGCCUCGGUCUGUCCCCAGAGCGGCCUGGGCGGACUUAGCCUAGACCCAAGGCAGGGGGCGGGCCCGAGGUGCGGAGAGGCCUGGGUGGUGGCGGAGGUGGGCCGCCCUGGCCCCGGGAAUCUGAAGCCUAGGGGUCCGGGGCUCCUCCGUGCGCGACCUUGGCCAAGUCACCUCUCCCGGGGCCUCAGUGUCCAUACUGUCAAGCAGGAGAGAUGCCGGGUAACCCCCGUCUUUGACUGUCCAAAACAGAAUGCUUUGACCUCCAACUGUUUGAAACCUAGUAGAUAAUCCAGAUACUGUGUGCCAUAAGCCUUUGGCCCAUAUAUAAGUGGGAAUGCAGCUUCCUUGGAUGUGUGAAACUUCUUAGGCACCUGUGUCUGAAUCCAGUCACUAAGAUCUACUGCCCUAGCUCCUUGGUGCAGUAUAGCCACACAUCAAAAAAUGUUUGCAAAACUAAAGAAGAAAAUUGCUGAAGAGACUGCUGUAGCCCAGAGGCCGGGAGGUACUACUCGGAUCCCACGCUCUGUAAGCAAGGAAUCUGUAGCCUCUAUGGGAGCUGACUCUGGAGAUGAUUUUGCUUCUGAUGGAAGCAGCUCCAGAGAAGACCUUUCAUCCCAGCUUUUGAGAAGAAAUGAACAGAUACGAAAAUUAGAGGCCCGACUUUCUGACUAUGCUGAACAGGUCCGAAACUUACAGAAGAUAAAAGAGAAGCUUGAGAUUGCAUUAGAAAAACACCAGGAUUCAUCCAUGCGGAAAUUUCAAGAGCAGAAUGAGACAUUCCAAGCCAACAGAGCCAAAAUGGCAGAAGGACUGGCUUUGGCAUUAGCCAGGAAGGACCAGGAAUGGUCAGAAAAGAUGGAUCAACUUGAAAAGGAAAAAAGGUUUCUGACAGCUCAGUUGCAGGAAGUGAAGAACCAGAGUUUGAAUCUUUUCCAAAAGAGGGACGAAAUUGAUGAACUAGAGGGGUUCCAGCAACAAGAACUAAGUAAACUAAAGCACAUGCUUUUAAAAAAAGAAGAAUGUCUAGAGAAAGUGGAACAAGAGUUGGAAGCACGAACCAGAGAACUUAGUCACACUCGGGAGCAGUUGGUGACUUCCAAUCAGAUGUCAUCAGACUUAAGCAACAAGCUAGAAGAAUUACAGAGACACUACUCUUCGCUGGAAGAGCAGAGAGAUCAUGUGAUAGCAUCACAAGCUGGUGCAGAAAACAAGAUCACAGCCCUGGAGCAAAAGGAACAAGAGCUCCAAACAGUCAUUCAGCAACUUUCCAUGGAUUUGCAGAAGGUCACUGCUGAAACUCAAGAAAAAGAAAAACUCAUUGCACAUUUGCAAGAUAAAGUCACAUCUUUAGAGAGGAGACUGGAACAGAAUUUAUCAGGAGAAGAACAUGCACAAGAACUCUUAAGAGAGAAAACAAUUGCUGAGCAGAGCUUAGAGGACAUCAGACAGCAGCUCUUGGCAGCCAAAAGUUGCCAAGCCAAGACCAUUGACAUCCUGGAGACUCGGGUGAAGGAACUGGAGCAGAGCCUGCAGGCCUCGGAGGAGCAGCUCCGGCAGAACCGGGAUGUCAUGGCUGUGCAGGAAGCUCAGAUCCAGGAGCUCGCCACCGCAAAGCAAGAGAGCAGCUUUGUGCAGCAGCAGGUCCUCACCCUAGAGCAGCAGUACAGGGAGCGCACCCAUUCCCUGGAGGCCCAGCUCACCGCCCUGGAGCAGGUUCGGGCAGCAGACCGCACUGCUGCAGAGCAUGGGAUGAAAGAGCUGGAGCAAGAAAAUGCUGCCCUGAAAGAAAGCAAAAAUGAAUAUGAACGCUCUUUGCAACAUCACCAAUUUGAACUGAAUAAGCUAAAGGAAGAGUGGAGCCAGCGAGAGCUGGUGAGUGUGGCCAUGGCUCAAGCCCUGGAGGAGGUGCAGAAGCAGAGGGAGGAGUUCCGGCAACAGGCUGCUGCGCUGAGCACCACCGUGGACGAAAAGGAGCGGGGUCUGCGGGAGAAGGCCGACGCACUUCUCCAGAGGGAGCAGGAGGUGCACCACCUGCAGAUAGGCCAUGACGCUGCCCUGCGCCAGCUGCAUCAGCUGCAGUGUGAGCUGGAGGAGCUGAGGAGCUCUCGGACCCAGGAGGCCGCCACACAGGAGGAGCCGCCCCAUCUGCACGGCCAGGAGCUGCUCGUAAGUCAGGUUACCUCAAAAGCCACACAUGAUCCCGUGUACCAGCUUCCGGCCACAGAAGGAACACCAAAUGGCGAGGUUGGGGCCAUGGAUCUAGGGCAGCUGCAGAAGGAAAAGCAAGACUUAGAACAGCAACUUAUAGAGAAAAAUAAGGCCCUCAGGCAGAUGCAGCAGAGGAUGCUGGAACUCAAGAAGACUCUGCAGAAGGAGCUGAAAAUCAGACCUGACAAUGAGCUUUUUGAAGUCCGGGAGAAGCCAGGCCCUGAGAUGCCACACAUGGCUCCCUCUGUCACAAAUAACGCCGACCUGACAGACGCCCGCGAGAUCAACUUCGAGUACCUGAAGCAUGUUGUCCUGAAGUUCAUGUCCUGUCGCGAGUCUGAGGCUUUUCAUCUUAUAAAAGCUGUGUCCGUGUUGCUGAACUUUUCACAAGAGGAAGAGAACAUGCUCAAAGAAACUCUGGAGUAUAAGAUGUCCUGGUUUGGGUCCAAACCAGCUCCCAAAGGCAGCAUCCGGCCAUCCAUCUCCAGCCCUCGGAUACCAUGGUCCUAGAAGGAAUCACCCACCCAAGGAUGCAGCUCCAUAGGUUGACACUUUUUCUGUGAAAAGAACACUAACACACCAGUCUGGGUGGGUUUUUAAUCACUGUAUCUGCAGUAUUUUGUACAAGCCCCCAAACAUUGUUUACAAGACUUAGAGGCCCGCCCCCCUGUAAGCUGAUAGGAACCUCAGGAGGAAACUGAUCCUAUGACAUUUUGGUCACCCAACUGGAAGGUCCAGGCACUACCCAGAUUCCAGUGCUGCCAGUACCCCAGCUCUGGCCUGUGCCUGAGUCCUCUUCCCUUUUUAACAUUAGCACUUAAAGCCGAAGCAGGAGCCUGUCAGGCGACGCGUGACUGAUCAUGUAGCGGUGAGGUGAGGAGGGGAAGACAGCCUUCGCAGGAAUCAGCUCGGUGGAUGCGGUGGAGCACGCCGGCAACCCGAGCACUCAGGAGGCCGAGGCCAGAUCCCAAGUUCCCCAGCCUGUGCUAACGUAGUUAAGACUCAAAAAAGGAAGGAAAAAAGGGUCUCCUUCUAGCAUGCUUGGGUUCAGACGAGUUAGCAGCCUUUUCACCCUUCUCAAGAAAACAUCAUUGUCCAAACCAAGGCCCUGAGAAGUGUGCGUGUUUGGAGUGCCGGGACCUGGGCGGCUUCACGGAUCUGCAGCUUCUGUGGCAUCUCCAUCUUACUUAGGAAAACUAGCGACAAAAAGAUCCUAAGUAUAGCACCAAAUACACUCAAUUGCCUUUUAAAUGAAUGUACUUGUCCCGAUAGGUUGCUGGUAAACCAUUUAAAACUAUUUUUAUAGCUAAAAUUCGUCACUCUUAUAAACAGGUCUUCUGCAUUAUAAAAUCCAUGUAACUGUCCUUAAAGGAAAAUGGAGCGAGAGGAAGCUAUAUCCCCAUCCCUGCGUCAUGUUGCUGGUCUUGUGUGCCAUCUGCUGUCUGCAGCAGGGGUGGGGUUUCACUUGCUCUCCUCCUCAUUCUCAGCAAAUGCUAAUCACUUUCUCUUAGGGACAGCCUGCUGACGUUCGUGGAAGCAGCAUGUCUGUUCUUCCCCCGUCUGCCUUGUGUGGAGCCACUCUCCCUCCCCACCCCCAGAAUUUAACAUGACACUACAUUCAUACCCAGCCUCAGCCGGCUGCAAACUUGAUAGCCCCACAGGCUUCUGGCUAGAGUGAUCAACACUUGUGUUCCUUAUUACACUUGUUCCGAAUCUAAAGGGAAACAUCCUAUUGAUUUACUUUCUGAUGAAACUUUCAUUAGUAAAUUAAAAACUGAAUAACUGGACCUCCUAAAUUUAUUAUCAGCUAACUAUGUAAAGUUGUUUCUCAGUUGUGAAACAAUUAAGGCCUAUACACAUGUACCCAUAAAAUACAUCCCAGAGAAACCCGGGUAUUUAUUUGCAUUUGCCUGUACUUCCAGAAGUACCAAGCCAGGAUAGCAUCACCCACCUCAGGCUCCGCCCACUACCUACCUCCACACGCGGCUUCCUUGCAGAAGUCUGUCCCUUGAGAAUCCCACUUCCCAUCUAUUGGGAAGCAAAGUUGGAGUCCCGUUGUCCUGACUUUGAGGAAGCACUAGCUUCUGUACCAAGCAAAAGUUCCUCCUUUUCCCCAUGAGGAACGGUUAGUCCAUGGCUAGCCAGCAGUAGCUACCGCACUGUGGAAGCCUGUCCCACGUCAGCGGCUUCCCCUGUUGAAACAGUGAGUGAGGUAUGAUGGGGCCUGUUGGGUAGUCACUUAUUUAGGGACAGCCCUCUGGCUAGGCUUUCCUGCAUGUUGAAUUUCCUUCAGCUUUAAGAGGAAGAGUGGAGUAAAUAUUCCAAGUGAUUGAAUGCACUUUUACUUGUAUAAAGUUUCCUGUGAUAGACAGUAUAUAUAACCCUUUAUAUGAGCAUUGGAUCUUGAUAUCACUCCCAAUGUUGUAAAUAGGGACUGUAUUAUCUAAAAACUGCUGUAGAACAUUUGUGGUGCAAUACACUUUUUGAUUAAAGCUAUUCAAUUCAGAUG
Molecule: messenger RNA, 4781 nt
Organism: Perognathus longimembris pacificus (Pacific pocket mouse)
Lineage: Eukaryota; Metazoa; Chordata; Mammalia; Rodentia; Heteromyidae
Gene: Golga1
Product: golgin A1
Exons: 23
Coding region: 506-2782 (758 amino acids)
Cellular component (GO): Golgi apparatus
Source: RefSeq, a predicted model, not a curated record